Messenger RNA from Oncorhynchus kisutch (coho salmon), 14967 nucleotides. Its product is annotated as FRAS1-related extracellular matrix protein 2. Gene Ontology annotation, cellular component: membrane. The coding region runs from base 153 to 9614 and encodes 3153 amino acids. NCBI's taxonomy places the organism in Eukaryota, Metazoa, Chordata, Actinopteri, Salmoniformes, Salmonidae. The transcript has 26 exons. The record is from RefSeq and is a predicted model, not a curated record. Gene Ontology annotation, biological process: anatomical structure morphogenesis; cell communication.
AGAGAGAGAAUGGUACACCUCAGCGCGGAUGCGAGUGAGAUAUUUAUCAACACUCAUUUUAUACUCUCAUAACUUUAGCUGAACUGCUCGUAUUUCUUUCUGGAUUUUAUGUGCAAAAUUCUGCGCAUUUUUGCAUUGGCUUCUUUCUCCAAAUGGCUUGGAUUAUUCCUCCGCUGUUGCAACGCCAAGGGACUGGUACUGGCGCUGUUGUUUUGCUCUCUGCUUUGAUCGCGGUGAUUGUGACAGAGGACUCCGCUGCGCAGGUUUUCGACAGUUAUGGAUUAUCAUACGCAUUGAGAUCGGAACUGUCAGAGGAUGCUAUAUUGGUGGCCAACAAUGGAAUACGCGUGCCUUUCGGGAGAGCAGUGUUCAUUGAUCCUAUCAAUGAUCUGGUAAUUCAAGUACAACCGGGAGACAGAUGUAGUAUAACGGUUCUGGAUAACGACCCGCUCUCCCAGAGGCCAGGGCAGCUCUCUCCCAAAAAGUUUCCCUGUGAAUUUGGUCCCAAUGACGUAAAGUAUUCUCACUUCGGGGCCAGGAGCCCCCCGCUGGAUAGGGUGAGGCUACAGCUCAGAUAUGACACUCAUACCGACACCAUAAUCAUCCCGUUUAUGAUGGAAGUGGAGGUGAUUUUCACACAGUUGGAAGUGUUAACCAGAAACAUGCCUCUGACUGUUGACAAACUGCUUGGCACUAGUAACCCCAUUGACAGUAAGAUUCUGGAGUUCACCUAUGAUAGAAGUGAACAUCAGUGUAAAAUAACGUCUCUCUCCAGUGGCAGUGCAUUACCCAGGUAUGGGAAACUUGUAGAUGAGGGAAAACUUGGAAAAAUGGUGGACUGUGACAAAUUUAUUAAAAUGAAUACCCGCUAUCAGCACACUUUUGCACACAAAUCACCCAAUAGAGAUUAUUUCCCAAUGAUUGUGGAAUUACAAGAUAAAGAGGGUAAUCUGCUGAAGCAGGAGUUUUUCCAGGUGAUGGUGCGUAUAAAGGAUGGAGAGGAGAACACGGCUCCUAAACCCAGCUUCGUGGCCAUGAUGAUGAUGGAGGUGGAUCAGUUUGUCAUGACAGCCAUCACCCCUGACAUGCUGGCUGCUGAGGACAUUGAGUCUAACCCUGACAACCUUAUCUUCAACAUCACCUCCCCCCUCUCCUUCGAGGAGGGGUACAUAGUCAGUACAGAUGACCGGAACCUGCCCAUCACCUCUUUCUACCAGGGAGACCUCAAAGAACUAAAGAUAGCCUACAAGCCUCCGUCUGUGGACUCUGAGACAGAACGUAUCUUCCAGAUAGAGUUUGAGGUGGUGGACACUGAGGGGGCUGUGUCUGAUCCGUUCGCCUUCAUGAUUGUAGUGAAACCUAUGAACACGCUUGCUCCAGUAGUCACCAGGAAUACGGGUCAGCUUCUCUACGAGGGUCAGUCCAGACCACUGUCCAGCUCUCACAACCUAGAGGUCAGUGACGAGGACAACCUGGAUGAUGUCAAGAUCACGGUGGUCGACGGGCUGCGGCAUGGCCAGCUGACAGUGCUCGGGUCACGCAGGAAGUUCUUCGCCCCGGCUGAUCUGGACGGGGGCGUGGUCAUCUACCAGCACGACGGCAGCGACACGUACAGCGACAACAUUAUCUUCCGGAUGACGGAUGGGAAGCACGAGGUGGAGUUCCUGUUUCCCCUGACAAUCGUUCCCACGGAUGAUGAGCCGCCCAUUAUCAAUGCUAACACGGGGUUAAUCCUCUUCAAGAACCAGAUGAUGCUCAUUUCGCCACUCACACUCAGUGCUGCAGACAUCGACUCUGAGGACUCCACUAUCAGGUUCACCAUAGAGGCACCGUUCUCGCCUAUAGGGGAGGUGCUGCUGAGGCAGUCAGAGGCCCCAGAGGACCCCUCCACCUGGAAAUUCAACGCUGAGGAUGAGCUGUAUGAGAAAGAGGUUACAGAGUGGCUACAGCAGGAUAUCACAGAUGGGAAACUGUUCUACAGACACACAGGGCCUCACAGCACUGACACAGUCAUGGAUCAGUUUGUAUUCCGGGUCCAGGAUGAUAAUGACCCCCCUAACCAAUCAGAACAGAGCUCGUUCAUCAUCAAGAUUCUGCCUGUGGAUGACAUCCCCCCUGAGCUGUAUCCUGGUACCACCCUCCAGAUGACCGUACACGAGUACCAGCUCACCUACUUCCGGAAGAAGUUUCUCCGCUACACUGACCUGGACUCAGAGGACAGAGAUCUGAAGUACACCGUCACCCAGCCCCCGACAGACACAGAUGAGAACAGCCCUGUGGUACUGGGCACUAUUGUGUUAACAGAGAGUCCAGACACUGUAGUGACUGAGUUUACUCAGGCUCAGGUCAACCACCAUAAGAUAUCAUACAACCCACCUGACCUGGAGCUGGGGAUCACAGCCCACGUUCUGCAGGUCCAGUACACGGUGGAGGAUACGUCAGGGAACACUGUCACCGGGACGUUCUCUAUAUUCCUGCAGCCUGUCGACAACAAGCCGCCUCAGAUAACCAACACUGGCUUCACUAUAUUCGAGCGGGGAACGCACAUAAUCACCAGAGCUGAGCUGCAUACUGUGGACUUAGACACGGACAGUAGCCAGAUCUCCUUCACUCUAACUCAGCCCCCUCAGCACGGCACGGUCCAGUACACCUUCACUGACCUGACCAAAGGAGAUGCGUUCAACCUGUUGGACAUCGCUAACGACAGGAUCUCCUACAUCCACAACGGAGACGAGUCCACCAGCGACUUCUUCCAGCUGGAUGUCAGUGACGGCGUCCAUGUUGUGACCAUCACCAUCAGGGUUACCGUGAAGCCCAUUGAUGACGAGACCCCGACCAUCAGCCUGCCGGCUGGAACCAUCGGCUCCUACAUCGACGUCCUAGAGAACGGAGCCACUGAGAUCACGACUAAAGUCAUCCAGGGGCGGGACGAGGACACGGACGACCUCCGUUUGACCUUCAUCUUGGAAGACCCACCGGUUUUCGGGGAGAUUCUGGUGAACGGGGUCCAAUCAGGAAGCUUCACCCAGGCUGACGUCAUCAACGGACUGGUGGUGUACGCCCACACCAGUGGAGAGAUCGGCCUCAACACUAAAUACGACUACUUUAAUCUGACGCUGACAGACAUGUCUGAUGAGUGGACGGUAGGGGGCAACAGGGUCACGGGGGUCAGGGUUCAGAUCACCAUCCUCCCCAUGGACAGCCAGGCUCCAGAGGUGUUUGUAGGCCCACAGUUCACUGUCGUAGAGGGAGAGAAGAAUGUGAUAGAGAUUUUUCACAUUAGCGCUGAUGAUAUUGACACUCCUAAUGAUGACCUACUUUGUACCAUCAUCGUCCAGCCCACGUCAGGCUACGUGGAGAACAUCUCCCCGGCCCCAGGCUCAGAGAAGUCCAGGUCUGGGACUGCGAUCAGUGCAUUCACCAUCAAGGACAUCAGACAAAACCACAUCUACUACGUCCAAAGCAUCCAUAAAAGAGUGGAGCCGGUAGAGGACAGGUUCACGUUCAGAUGCUCUGACGGCAUUAACUUCUCCGAGAGACAUUUCUUCCCCAUCGCUAUCAUCCCGUCCAACGAUGAGAAGCCAGAGAUCUAUAUGAGGGAGUUUGUCGUCAUGGAAGGGAUGAAUAUUGUCAUCGAUACGCCCAUCCUGAACGGAGCCGACGUGGACAUCCCCUCGGACGAACUCACUUUCAUCAUCACCAAACCACCAAAGCACGGCUUCAUCCUCAACCAGCUGACAACCGGCACCGUCACAGUCACCAACUUCACCCUGGACCAGAUCAGGGAAGCCUCCAGUAUAGUGUAUGAACACGAUGACUCUGAGACCAAGGAGGACAGCUUUGACUUAAUCCUGACGGACGGUAAAUAUACCGUGGAGAAGACCAUCAUUGUUAUGAUCAUCCCUGUAGAUGACGAGACACCCAGGAUGGCCAUCAACGACGGUCUGGAAAUAGAGAUAGGAGACGUUAAAGUGAUCGAUAACAAUGUUUUAAAAGCCACUGACCUGGACUCUGAGGAUAGUACUCUGACGUACGUUGUUCGCUACGGGCCGGGCCAGGGGUUGUUACAGAGGAGAACCCCUUACGGGACGUUAGAGAACAUCACAGUGGGGAUGAACUUCACCCAGUACCAGGUGGACCAGGCUCUCAUCGUCUAUAUCCACAACGGGCAGGAAGGAAUCCGGGACCUUAUCAAGUUUGACGUGACGGACGGGAUCAACCCUCUGAUCGACAGGUACUUCUACGUGACGGUGGGCGGCAUCGACGUGGUGUUCCCUGACGUGGUCAGUAAGGGGGUCUCUCUGAAAGAAGGAGGUAGAGUAACGUUGACCACAGACCUGCUCAGCACCAGCGACCUCAACAGUCCCGACGAACACCUGGUGUUCACCAUCACCAGAGCCCCACAGAGAGGCCAUCUGGAGUGUACUGACGGCCCUGGAAUGCCCAUCUCCUCCUUUACCCAGCUCCAGCUAGCUGGGAGCAAGGUGUACUACAUCCACACGGCCGAUGAUGAGGUGAAGAUGGACAGCUUUGAGUUCGAGGUCACCGACGGUUACAACCCUGUGUUCCGCACGUUCCGUGUCUCCAUCACCGACGUGGACAACAAGAAACCGGUUCUAACGGUUCACAGCCUGGUGGUUAACGAGGGAGAGAACAAACUCAUCACACCCUUCGAGCUGACCGCAGAGGACCGCGACACGGCUGACCCCCUCCUGAAGUUCACAGUCACCCAGGUCCCUGUCCACGGUCGCCUCCUCUUCAACAACACCCGCCCCGUCACCUCCUUCACCAAACAGGACCUGAACGAGAACCUCAUCAGCUACAAACACGACGGUACUGAGUCCUCCAAGGAUUCCUUCUCCUUUACCGUGACCGACGGGACGCACACCGACUUCUACGUGUUCCCAGACACCGUGUUCGAGACGCGGCGCCCCCAGAUGAUGAAGAUCACGGUCCUGUCGGUGGAUAACGGGGUGCCCCAGAUCGUGGUGAAUAAAGGGGGGCCCACCCUGAGGGUGUUAGAGACGGGUCACCUGGGGUUCCUCAUCACCUCUAAGACUCUUAAGGCCGAGGACAGGGAUAGUCUUCAACUAUCUGUCACCUUUAAGAUCACCGUGGGACCAGAACAUGGAUACCUCAUCAACCUGGGUACAGGCAACGCUACCGUCACCACAUUCACUCAAGCUGAAGUUGAUGACAUGAAGAUUUGCUACGUGCUAAGAGAUGGUCACAAUGCUACGAGCGACAUCUUCUUUUUCUCCAUUGAGGACAAUGGAGGCAACAGGCUGAAGAACCAGGUGUUCAGGCUGAACUGGGCCUGGGUCUCCCUGGAGAAGGAGUACUAUGUGUUGGACGAGGAGGCCAAGUACCUGGAGGUGGUCCUCAAACGACGAGGAUACCUUGGAGAGACAUCCUUCGUCAGCAUCAGCACCAGAGAUGGUACGGCGGAGAAGGAUCAGGACUUCCGUGGUAAAGCCCAGAAGCAGGUCCAGUUUAACCCAGGUCAGACCACGGCCACAUGGAGGGUGAGGAUCCUGCAGGAUGGAGUGUACGAGCAGUCUGAGACCUUCCAGAUUGUUCUGUCAGAACCUGUCAUGGCUGCCCUGGAGUUCCCUGACACAGCCACUGUGGAGAUCCUCGACCCAGCUGAUGAGUCGACAGUGUUUAUCCAGUCUGCAGUCUACUCUAUAGAGGAGGACAUCGGGGAGCUGCUGAUCCCAGUGCGCAGGAGUGGUGACGUCACACAGGAACUCAUGGUCAUCUGCUACACACAGCAAGCCACAGCUACAGGGACCAUCCCCUCUACAGUCCUGUCCUACUCUGACUACAUAUCCAGACCUGAGGAACACAACAGUGUCCUGCGCUUCGAUAAGGGCGAGACGGAGAGUUCCUGUCGUGUGGUGAUCAUAGAUGACUCUCUGUAUGAAGAGGAGGAGAGCUUCAACGUUACCCUCAGUAUGCCCAUGGGAGGCCGGCUGAGACAGGAGUACCACACCGCCAGGGUCACCAUCAUACCUGACCUGGACGACGCUCCAGUAUUCUACUUCGGAGGCACAGACUACCAUGUGGAUGAGAGUGAUGGUUAUGUGGAGGUCAAGGUGUAUAGGACAGGCACUGACCUCUCUAAAACAGCCACGGUCACUGUACGCUCCAGGAAAACAGACCCUGUCUCUGCUGAAGCCGGUGUGGACUACGUCGGUAUCAGCAGGAACCUGGACUUCGCCCCGGGGGUCAGCCAGCAGACAUUCAGGGUUACCAUCCUGGAUGACCUGGGUCAGCCGGUGCUGGAGGGGACCGAGACAUUCGAGCUGAUCCUCCGCAUGCCCAUGAACGGCAUCCUGGGAGAACCGGGGAAGGCCACCAUCUUCAUCAACGACUCCGUCUCUGACCUGCCCAAGGUGCAGUUCCAUGAUGCCAUGUACAUGGGGCAUGAGAACUCCGGUCAGAUCUCAGUCGUGGUGUAUCGUAGUGGAGACAUCAGUUACAGGUCAACGGUCCGCUGUUACACCAGACAGGGCACCGCUCAGGUCAUGAUGGACUUCAACGAACGACCCAACACAGACGCUUCCAUCAUCACCUUCCUACCAGGGGAGGUGGAGAAGCCGUGUGUUCUGUCCUUGGUUGAUGACACGGAGCAUGAGGAGGAGGAGGAGCUGAGGCUGGUGUUGGGGUCGCCCCGCAGUGAGUCUCCGUUCGGAGCGUCCAUCGGGAAACAGAAUGAGACUCUGGUCAAGAUCAAGGACGAGGCAGAUAAGGCCAUCAUCAAGUUUGGGGAGACUAAGUUCAGCGUGAGUGAGCCUAGCGGGGCAGGCCAGGUGUCCAUGGUGAAGAUCCCAGUGCUGAGGGUAGGAGACACCUCCAAGGUGUCUGUGGUCCGCGUCCACACCAAGGACGGAUCAGCCACCUCCGGAGAGGACUACCAUCCUGUAUCUGAAGACAUUGAGUUCAAGGAGGGUGACACGGAGCACUACAUCGAGGUGGAGAUCUUGUAUGAUGGAGUCAGAGAGAUGAGAGAAGCCUUCACUGUCCACCUGAAACCUGAUGAGAACAUGGUGGCUGAGACGCAGAUGAGUAAGGCCAUUAUCUACAUAGAGGAGACCAACAGCAUGGCGGACGUCACCUUCCCCUCCGUCCCCCAGGUGUUCUCCUUACUGCAGUAUGACGACACCUCCAGGGCCAGAAAUACCCCCUUGGUGGCAGGCUACCCCGUCGUCUGUGUCACGGCUUGUAACCCUAAGUACCCUGACUACGACAAGACUGGCUCCAUCUGCAUCAGCGAGCACAUCAAUGACACGCUGACACGCUAUCGAUGGUUGGUCAGCGCUCCAACCAGCCUGGACGGGGUCACCAGCUCCAUGAGAGAGGUGGACUUUGAUACCUUCUUCUCCUCCUCCAAGAUCAUCACCUUGGACUCUGUCUAUUUCCAGGCUGGCUCUAGGGUGCAGUGUGCAGGCCGGGCUGUGAACUCUAACGGAGACGAGGGCCUGGAACUCAGCAGCUCCAUAGUCUCCAUCAGUAUAGAGAAUGGUAUGUGCCAGCCUCGUGUGGUGGGUACAGUGGGCGCUGAGCCCUUCUCUGCCAAGCUACGCUACACCGGAGCAGAGGACCCAGACCACCCCAACCUCAUCAAGAUCACUGUCACCAUGCCACACAUAGACGGCAUGCUCCCUGUGGUCUCCACCCGUCCUCUGUCUAACUUUGAGCUGACGUUGAGUCCUGAUGGUACUCGUGUGGGGAACCACCGCUGUUCUAACCUGCUGGACUUCACCGAGGUCAAGACCCGCCACGGCUUCAUUACAGACGCCACCAAGAACCCUGAGGUGAUCGGGGAGACCUCUCCCUACCAGUACAGCGCCCCCCUAAGGGGAUCCAGCAUACUGCGCUUCUACAGGAACCUCAACCUAGAGGCUUGUCUAUGGGAGUUCACUAGUUACUAUGACAUGUCUGAGCUACUGUCAGACUGUGGAGGGACCAUCGGUACAGACGGACAGGUGUUGAACCUGGUCCAGUCCUAUGUGACCCUCCGGGUGCCCCUCCAUGUCUCCUAUGUGUUCCACUCCCCGGUGGGGGCAGGGGGCUGGCAGCAUUUUGACCUGCAGUCUGAGCUACGACUCACCUUCGUAUACGACACUGCCAUCUUGUGGCGGGACGGCAUCGGUAGCCCUCCUGAGGCUGAGCUACAAGGAGCCCUGUACCCCACCAGUAUGCGUAUCAACGAACAGGGUCGUCUAGUGGUCAACUUCAGAACAGAGGCUCGAUUCAGAGGACUGUUUGUCAUAUCACACUCUGCGUCCUCUCUGUCGUCCAUGGUGAUGUGUGCGGACCACCCUGGGGUGACCUUUAACCUCAGCCUGGUGAGGAGCGAGCCCACCUACAACCAGCCCAUGCAGCAGUGGACCUUUACAUCAGACUUCGCUGUGCGUGACUACUCUGGUACCUACACAGUGAAGCUGCUGCCCUGUACCUCUCCCCCCAGUCUUGAGUACUCCCUGCCUCCUGUCUGUAACCCCAGAGAACCUGUCACCUUCGACCUGGACAUACGCUUCCAGCAGGUGAGUGACCCGGUUGCGGCUGAGUUCAGUCUGAACACUCAGAUGUUGCUGCUGUCUAAAAGAUCUCUGUGGCUGUCUGAUGGAUCCAUGGGCUUCGGACAGGAGAGCGACACCGCCUUCUCACAAGGGGAUAUGAUCUAUGGCAGAGUGAUGGUGGAUCCAGUCCAGAACCUGGGAGAUUCCUUUAUCUGUAACAUAGAGAAGGUGUUCCUGUGCACCGGUGCGGAUGGAUACGUGCCCAAGUACAACCCCAACAACAAUGAGUAUGGCUGUCUGGCUGAUGCUCCCUCGCUGCUCUACAGAUUCAAGAUCAUCGAUAAGGCCCAGCCAGAGACCCAGGCCAGGUCGUUUGGUAACGUGGGGUUCAGGGCUCUGCUGGCUGUAGACGACCCUCAGGCCCUGGCCCUGGUCAGACAGCCUGGAUCUGACGGCUUCAGCAUGGACUCUACAGCACUGUUCCAGGUGUCAGCAGGGAGAGAGUGGUUCAUCCACACCAUCUACACUGUCCGCUCCAGAGAGAAUGCCAACAGGGGCAUCGGGAAGAGAAGUCUGGAGUACCACACACUCAUCCAGCACAGCAGUAUGUCUGCAGGAGGCCACUCCCUGACCCAACACAGCAGCAUGGACAGAGAAACCCAGCGUCAAACUAUGGCUGCAGGAGGACCGUCCCAGUCCCAGUCUCGCUCCAGGCGGUCAGCAAACGGGGUGCCAGACCUAACAGAGGACAUCGGCCUGGACAACAACCGUGGCACCAAUAUUCUCCAUAUCUCCCUGGACCUUAGCCGCCAGCGCCGCACCAGCCCUGACCGGGAGGUCCUCACUCGGGGUGUGGUGCCCAGGGAGCUGAACCAUCCUGUGGAGAGCGAGGAUGGCCUGGUCUUGAUCAUAGGGAUCCUGGUGGGCCUCCUCCUCACCAUCCUCAUCAUCAUCGUCAUAGUGCUAACCGUACGGUCCAGACAGGAAAAGAAGAAGAUGGAGGUUCCCACGGCAACGUCAUGCUCCACUGAGCCCAUGAUAACAUCAGGGUUCACUAGCGGUGGCUUGGACAGCUCAGAGGUCUGAUAGACAGACAGACUUCCUUCGACACGACCACUGAGACAAACAGACUGACUGACAGACAGACAUUCACCACAUAAAAAUAAACGCUGACAGAUAUAUUUUUAUGUGCCUAUUUGUUUUGUUUUUUACAUUGGGACAUAAAGAGAGGGAUGGGACAACUGAAACAACACAAUCAACAAUGAGAGUUUAGUUCUGUACAAAAACCUACUUGAAAUCUUGCAGCUCUUCUGCUCUGCUGUAGGGGAGACCAUAGAGGUAGAACAAUCUAUAUGGGGAGACUGCCCCAACUAGGGAAGUACCUGUAACCUGUUCUGUUUAAGGCACUUGCCCACGUUUAUUAUUGCUUUGUUUUAUGAUGUCACACUUGAUCCCAAAAACGUUUAUGAUUUGUCCAAAGGUGCUAAAGCAGCAGAUGCCUCUGUUCUGUCAGAUGGAUGGUGGUCCAGUGAGUUGGUAAAAGACCAUGUAGCAGAGCUAUUCAGCUCCAGGCCUGUAGGGCAGCAACACUGAUGGUUGUCUUUUCUACCUUGUAGUUCAUUGAUUGACUGAUUGAUUGAUUAAUGUUACUGAUUGGCUAGAGAGGCCCACAAUGUAAUCAGUUCCUGAUUAGAAGGAAAGAAUGAAAGCCAGAAGUGUUUCUACCUUCCAGGCCCAGAGUCGAAUACCGGUAUUCCUGGUAUUCAGUAUUCAGUAUGAACGCAAAAUUGGCAUAGAACUGUCAUAGUUGUUAACGUGUGUUUGUUAUCCCGUGUCAAGCCACUGUCAAUAGUCUGCUAACACUGGGAAUAUGUCCUACUGUAAUGUCCUACUGUAAUGUCCUAUUGUAGCUCUCUGUCAGUCCUGGGUUCAAACACUAUUUGAAAUCUUUCAAAUAUAUUUGCUUUAGCCUGCCUGGAGUGCCCAGUGGGACAUUUAUAUUGGUUCCAUUACAACAGGCAAGCUCAAUUCAUCACAGCUUAAGUAUUUUACAUGAUUUAAAAUAGUAUUUGAACCCAGGUCUGCUCUUUGUACUGAAGUAUGGAGACUGAUUCAUGUUGAAGUUCAACAGGUGCCUAAGAAUCCACUGGAUGUUAUACUGUAACAUGCAUCCCAAAUGGUACCCUAUUCCCUAUUUUUGCACUGUAAGUAGUGCACUAUUUAGGGAAUAGGGUGUAAUUUGGGACAAGUGCUUAGAUUGUUUCCAUCACAUGGUUAUUCUAUGUGAUGUAUAGGACCCCUACAGUAGGUGCUAAAGAAACACGUUCUAUUUGUUUUGUAUGUAUUAAUGGUUCUGUCAUUUGUGCCUGCCUUUGGUUUUAUAAUUGUUUAAACUUGUAUAAUACUAUGUAAAGCAGGUUUGGGUGAAAUUGUGGGGGAAAAUGUGUCAAAUCUACAGUAGGUAAUUCAGACUUUUUCUAUCCAGAGUUCCAAGUUUAUCACACAUUGUUUUUCGGAUAUUUGUUCUCUCAAUAGUCUCAAUUGUUCUCUCAAUAGUCUCAAAAUCAUGGUUGUAAUGACUUUCUAUGGGGCCAUCCCAAAUGGCAUCCUAUUCCCUAUUUAGUGCACUACUUUUGUUCAGUGUCCAUAAGGAAUUAGGGUGCCAUAUAGGGAAUACGGUGCCAUUUUGGACACAAACUAUAUCAGUGUGGUCCUGUAUUUGAAUACAUACAGUACAGCACUGAAUUUAAUGAUCUAAUGAGAAAAGGUACUGUAUACCCUGUAGGGAAGAGUGGGGUAAAUUGACCCAUUUUGUUUACAUUCAGCAUCACUCCAUCAAGGAAAAUAUAGUAUUCUUUCUAACAAAGAUAUCUAUACUGAACAAAAAUAUAAAAACACAACAUGCAACAAUUUCAACGAUUUCAACGAGUUACAGUUCAUACAAGGAAAUCAAUCAAUUGAAAUGAAUUCAUUAGGCCCUAAUCUAUGGAUUUUCAACACUGGACAGGGCAGCGCAGCCAUGGGUGGGCCUGGGAGGGCAUAAUUCCACCAAUUUGGGGUCCAGGCCCACCCACUGGGGAGCCAGGCUCAGCCAAUCGGAAUGAGUUUUUCCCCACAAAAGGGCUUUAUUACAGACAAAAGUACUCCUCAUUUUCAUUACCUGUCCAGGUGGCUGGUCUCAGACAAUCCCGCAGGUGAAGAAGCCAGAUGUGGAGGUCCUAGGCUGGCGUGGUAACACAUGGUCUGCUGUUGUGAGGUUGGUUGGACAUCCUGCCAAAUUCUCUAAAACGACAUUGGAGGCGGUUUAUGGUAGAGAAAUUAACAUUCAAUUCUCUAGCAACAGCUCUGGUGGACAUUCCUGCAGUCAGCAUGCCAAUUGCACGCUACAUCAAAACUGCCACAGAGACAUCUGUGGCAUUGUGUUGUGUGAAAAAACUGCACAUUUUAGAGUGGCCUUUUAUUGUCCCCAGCACAAGGUGCACCUGUGUAAUAUUCAUGCUGUUUAAUCAGCUUCUUGAUAUGCCACACCUAUCAGGUGGAUGGAUUAUCUUGGCAAAGGAGAAAUGCUCACUAACAGAGAUGUAAACAAAUUUGUGUACAAAAUUUGAGAGAAAUAAGCUUUUUGUGAGUAUAGAACAUUUCUAUGAUCUUUUAUUUCAGUUCACGGGACCAACAAUUUACAUGUUGCGUUUAUAUUUUUGUUCAGUAUACAUAUAUUUCAGGAUGUUGUGUAUCCCUGGAAAUAAUCAGAAUUCAUGUAAACAUUACAGUUUUGAAAAACAUAGUUUGUCCACAAAACGUGGUAUCUUGGCACAACUUACCCCUACAAAUUUCUGCACUGAAAGAAAUGUUACCACUACCUUUUUAAAACAAUGCCUAUCUUUAUUUCCCAAAUCGCAGAGAUAAUGCCUUGCAUUAGGCCUGGGAAGAAAACAUUUCAAUUUGCUCAACUUGCCAUUGGCUCAACCAUUUGCUCAACUUACAUUUAGACUUUAUUAGCCCACACAGCUACGUACAAGGAUGCCCUUUCACGCUAGGUUUAGGACCUCAUAUUGAAGCUUAUAGACACCCCAACUGAUGUAUAGAAAAAAUAUUUAAAUGAUCGACUUUGGUUUAGUUACAACUAUCAUGAAACCUCUUAACACAAUAAAUUAAUAUGACUUGGUGAAAAUCUGUUUUUUUGGAUCUAACUUGCUUACCACUUUUUCCAUGUGGUUUCUUCCUUCACAGACUUCAUGAAAUGAUGAUCUCUUCCCAAAUAUUUGGUCAAAUGAUUAAUUUUGUGUGUGGUUUCCUAGAGACAAGGGUGGCUCAACUUACCACACUCUCCCCUAGUGAGUUGAUUUUAAAGACAGCUGGUCUGCAAUGUACAGUUUAUAGCAGCUCUGGAUGGAUCCACUAGGCACAAUCAGCAUAGAUAGUCUGUUCUAUGUACUGUACUUCUAUGUUCUGUGUCUGUAUCUGUUCAGCAUGGUCAGGGAUUUCUUUGGUCAGUGAUUCUUAGUGGUAAGAACUCAUAGCUAUGUCUAUGUCUGCGUCCCAAAAGGCACCAUGCCAUUCUGGGCACACUCUAUUUCUCUACAGGGCUACAAGGUGACUGAUCUGUACUAAAUGUCCUCCAAAGGUUUUACAUCAUAUUUUGUAUCGUAUGAUAAAAACAUUCUUAAUGAUCCAUGAAGAUGAGUGUGUCCCAAUUCCCUUUAUUGUUCACUACUUUUAUAGUGCACUACUCUUGACCAGCGGGGCCCUCGUCAAAUGUAUUGUGCGAUAUUGAGAAUUGGGCACAAUUUGGGACUGCAGAAUAUGUUUUAUCACAAUGCAGUUAAAGGGAAACCAACUAUGACCUACUACGAUCUAAGUCACGGAUUUUAGAGAUAUUAUCGUUACAACAUUACAGAAAUAUGUAUUUAUUUGAUCACAUAUUCCAUAGAGAUUGCCAAUAAUGAAGAUCUAAUAUUUGUUUCCCUCUACAGAUAAUGUUCUAUUUAGCCACAAACCCCAUAAAAUAUGUUACAGACAUGGUUGCCAGGUUUACACUGAAAUGAUGCAUAAAGGGAAGGUAUAGACCAUCCCCUUGUCAAUGGAUGCCCCAGUCAUAAUACAAAGAUAACAUAUAAUGACCUCCAUACUGUAUCGAUAAAUGCUGAAUCCAUAUACCCACUGCUUUAUAAACUUCAGAUGUGUAUAUUGUUUGCUGUUUUAUUUUUUUAAAACAUAAAUUCUAUGCAACUUACAAUAUCAUACUGCUAAAGUAGUAUUGAAUACCAAUAUUUCUUUAUAUUUUAAUAUGCUUAUGUUUUGCUGAUUUUAUAUCUUGAUUUUAAAUCAUGUUACUACCAUCACCAUUAUGAUUUCAGGAUUUUGUUGAAUGCAUUUAAUGCCUGUGUGAGUGUAUACACACACAUACACACACACACAUAUCUAUAUACACAGAAACAUGUACUGUACCAGUAAAAAGUUUGGAGACAACUACUCAUUCCUGAGUUUUUCUUUAUUUUUACAAUUUUCUACUUUGUAGAAUAAUAGUGAAGACAUCAGGACUAUGAAAUAACACAUGUAGUCAUGUAGUAACCAUGUAGAAUCAUGUAGUAACCAAAAAAGUGUUAAACAAAUCUGGAAAAUUUCAACAACUUUGAAAGUUUCUCCAAGUUCAGUCGCAAAAACCAUCAAGCGCUAUGAUGAAACAGGCUCUCAUGAGGGCCGCCACGGGAAUGGAAGACCCAGAGUUACCUCUGCUGCAGAGGAUAAGUUCAUUAGAGUUACCCCUCAGAGAUUGCAGCCCAAAUAAAUGCCUCACAGAGUUCAAGUAACAGAUACAUCUCAACAUCAACUGUUCAGGGGAGACUGCAUAAAUCAGGCUUAGUGGGACUAUCAUUUGUUUUUCAACAGGACAAUGACCCAACACACCUACAGGCUGUGUAAGGUCUAUUUGACCAAGAAGUAGAGUGAUGAAGUGCUGCAUCAAAGCACCUGGCCUCCACAAUCACCCAACCUCAACCCAUUUGAGAUGGUUUGGGAUGAGUUGGACCGCAAAGUGAAGGAAAAGCAGUGCUCAGAAUAUGUGGGAACUCCUUCAAAACUGUUGGAAAGGCAUUCCAGGUGAAGCUAGUUGAGAGAAUGCCAAGAGUGUGCAAAGCUGUCAUCAAGGCAAAGGGUGGCUACUUUGAUAGAAUCUCAAAUAUAAAAUAUAUUUUGAUUUGUUAACACUUUUUUGGUUACUACAUGAUUCCAUAUGUGUUAUUUCAUAGUGUUGAUGUCUUCACUAUUAUUCUACAAUGUAGAACUGGUACUGUAUAUAUAUACACACAUAUGUAUUGCAAAUAAAUAUACCGUUUGGAUGUUUUGGGAAUUGUCAAUGUUAAAGGCAUAUGUGCUGUAAGUAUUUGUAACAUAGACCUAAAGCACAAAGUGGUCUGCAAAUAAAGUGUUUUGAAGAAAA